Messenger RNA from Grosmannia clavigera kw1407, 510 nucleotides. RefSeq lists its product as uncharacterized. The transcript has a single exon. Bases 1 to 510 code for a protein of 169 amino acids. The record is from RefSeq and is a predicted model, not a curated record. Lineage: Eukaryota; Fungi; Ascomycota; Sordariomycetes; Ophiostomatales; Ophiostomataceae.
AUGGACUUCACCAUGAGAGGCUGCGAGAGGAUGGGGAACCCUGUGUAUCCCUGCUGCCAGACCAAAAAGCACCGCGAUUCCACCCGGCGGCGUCGAAGUGCCAAUGCCGACAUUCUCGAGAGCGUCGGGCUGCCCACGACCGGGUCGUUCCACGACAUGAAGAGCCUGCACGGGAAUACACUCUACCAAGUCACCCACCGGCGAGACCGGCUCUGCGGGCUCAGGACCGCUGUCAAGAGCAUGGCCAAGGCAGCCAAGGCAGCAGUGACCCGGUCAAGAGCAAUGGCCAGGAAAACGGCAAAACUGGACACGCCUGCCCGGAGACGAUACAUGUCUUGGACCAAGGACGGCCUCCGACAUCGCGGCUUGUCGAUGCAUUCUUCGGCGUCCAGCGAGACACACGAUCAGGGGCUGCCAAAAAUGCGAGGUGGGUACUCGCAUUCCUCAGAUCUCGCGGAGACAAUGGAGAACGAACUGCAGGUCGAACGCGCCGGGACUCAUGCAGACUAG